Messenger RNA from Patiria miniata (bat star), 738 nucleotides. Its product is annotated as ephrin-B2-like. Gene Ontology annotation, cellular component: plasma membrane. The coding region runs from base 1 to 711 and encodes 236 amino acids. Gene Ontology annotation, molecular function: ephrin receptor binding. The transcript is spliced from 7 exons. The record is from RefSeq and is a predicted model, not a curated record. NCBI's taxonomy places the organism in Eukaryota, Metazoa, Echinodermata, Asteroidea, Valvatida, Asterinidae. Gene Ontology annotation, biological process: axon guidance; ephrin receptor signaling pathway.
AUGGGGAACAAGAAUGCCAAUUUUGGCACAGGAGGGCUGCAGGUGGAAGCGGAGAUCAACGACAAAGUUGAGAUCGAGUGCCCGAAGACUCCCAAUACCACGACGGGGCGCCAGUUUGCCGAAUACCUAAACUUCACACAGGUCUCAGAAGCUGGUUUCCACGCCUGCAGCACCAAUAGAAGCUACGGCACCGUCCGUAACCUGCUGACGUGUAACAGACCCUUUGAAGACAAUUCCUACAUACUCCUGUUCCAGCGUGACUCGCCCGUCCCUUUCAGCUUGACUUUCAUGCACAGUCGCACUUACUAUUUUAUAACAACCUCUGACGGCACAUUAGCGGGCUUACAACAGGUUAACAGCGGCCUGUGUGACACGCAUCACAUGAAAGUUAGAUUUUACAUCAGGCCUGAGGCUACAGAACCCUCUCCUACAGGCCAGACGCCGUCGAGAACACCCCCUCGGACUAGACCCCCCAACCGGACGACGCGGCCCACAACAAUACCCCCGACACAACCCAGGACGACUACUGUGACACAGGCAGUUACACAGAAGACAGAAUUCGUCACGGAGAAGCAAGUUGGAAAGACCCCAGAAGAUAAAAAUUCAAAUUCCCAGUUCUCGGACAACGCAAGCACCACGCUCAGACACUCGAGGGCGCUACUUCUGGCGGGAUUCUGCGCGGCCAUGCUGAGAUUGCUAACGAUGACGUGAUGAGGAGUGGAGUAAAAUGGGAAAAAA